AUGGUGCAGUUCUCUUCCUCACCUUUUGGUUACCAGUCACCUUCGGGCCACUCGGCGGAGGGAAGGGAGGAGACUAUGAAGUCAGCCAAGCCCCAAGCGAACCACAGCCUUGGGGACAGCCAGCGCGCUCUGAGCCCCUUGCAGUCUCCUCUCCGGUCCGUGACCUCUCCUUCUCAAGCCUAUGAGACCUACAUUGAUAAUGGACUCAUAUGCCUUAAACACAAAAUUAGAAACAUCGAGAAAAAGAAGCUCAAAUUGGAAGAUUAUAAGGAUCGCCUGAAAAAUGGAGAGCAACUUAAUCCAGACCAAUUGGAAGCAGUUGAAAAAUAUGAAGAAGUGCUGCAUAACUUAGAAUUUGCCAAGGAGCUUCAGAAAACCUUCUCAGGACUGAGCCAAGAUCUCCUUAAAGCUCAGAAGAAGGCCCAGCGAAGGGAGCACAUGCUAAAACUUGAGGCUGAGAAGAAAAAACUCUGCACCGUCCUCCAGGUUCAGUAUGUAUUACAGAACUUGACACAGGAACAUGUGCAGAAGGACUUGAAGGAGGGCUUGAAUGGUGCAGUGUAUUUGCCUUUAAAAGAACUUGACUACCUCAUUAAAUUUUCAAAACUGACCUGCCCUGAAAGAAAUGAAAGUCUGAGUGUUGAAGACCAGAUGGAGAAGUCAUCCUUGUACUUUUGGGACCUUUUGGAAGGUAGUGAUAAAGCAGUGGUAGGAACAACAUACAAACAUGUGAAAGAUCUACUGUCUAAAUUGCUGAACUCAGGCUAUUUUGAAAGUAUCCCAGUUCCAAAAAAUGCUCAGGAAAAAGAAGUAUCACUGGAGGAAGAAAUAAAAUCAGAGAAGAGAAAACAGUUAUUGAAGACUGAAUCUGUCAGAGAGUCAGAGUCUCUUAUGGAAUUUACACAGCCAGAGAUACAACCACAAGAGUUUCUUAACAGACGCUACAAAGCAGAAGUAGAUUAUUCAAGCGAGCAGCAUGAAGAGCAAUCUUGGGAAGAAGACUAUGCUAGAAAACCAAAUCUCCCCAAAUGUUGGGAUAAGCUUACUGAACCAGCUGGUGAGGAGAAGAAACAGGAAUCCUUCCCGUCCUGGGAGCCCUCUGUUAAGCAGCAGGAGCUGGCAAGGCCUGUGGUUCCCUCCGGACAGAGGAAGCAAGAGAUGGCCAAGCCCAGGCCCACUCUGCCGGAAGAACAGAAGAAGCAGGAUAUCUCUAAACCCAAGCUAACCCCUAGCCAGUGGAAGCAAGAAACUCCCAAACCCAAAGCAGGAUAUGUUCAAGAGGAACAAAAGAAGCAGGAGACACCAAAGCCCUGGCCAGUUCAACUGCAGAAAGAACAGGAUCCAAAGAAGCAAACUGCCAAGUCUUGGACACCUUCCCUGCAGAGUGAACAGGACCUCAGCAAGUCAUGGACCACACCCAUGUGUGAAGAACAGGACGCAAGUCAGGCAGAGACUCCCAAACCCUGGGAAAACAACGUGGAACAUCCAAAACACCCUCUAACACCACAAUCACAGAUUUCUCCCAAGUCCUGGGGGGCAGCUGCAGGAAGCCUCAUGCCAAAUGACCAGCUCCUGCCCGGGAAGUUGAAUGCAGAACCCAAAGAUGUGCCUAAGCCCAUGCAUCAGCCUGUAGGUUCUUCCUCUCCUCUUCCAAAGGAUCCAGUAUUGAGGAAAGAAAAACUGCAGAAUCUGAUGACCCAAAUUCAAGGAACCUGUAACUUUAUGCAAGAAUCUGUUCUGGAUUGUGACAAACCUUCAAGUGCAAUUCCACCCUCACAGCCACCUUCUGUUACGCCAGGGAGCCCAGCAGCAACUCCAGAACAAAAUCUAACCAGUCAAAAUGGUUUUCUUCAAGAGUCAUUACAGGCUGCUGUUUUUCCAGUUACCAGUAGCUCAAGUGCUUGCUUGGUUACUGCCGAUCAGGCUUCUUCGGGAUCUGAAACAGAGUUUAUGCCUUCAGAGACCCCUGAGGCAGCAGAUCCCCCAAGCAAACAGCCAUCUUCACUGGCUUCACCAAACCCUCCCAGGUCAAAGGGCCCUGACCAGGGCUUCCCGUCACCUCCAGCAGGUAGUGGUUCAGUAACCAUUGGCACAGCGCCCUUCCAAGCCACGCAGACCGUAUUUAAUGUUAACGCACCUCUGCCUCCACGGAAAGAACAAGAAAUAAAAGAACCCCCCUAUUCACCUGGCUACAAUCAAAGUUUUACUACGGCAAGUACACAGACACCAUUCCAGUGCCAACUGCCAGCCAUCCACGUGGAACAAACUGUUCUUUCUCAAGAGACUGCAAGUUAUCCUGAUGGAGCUAUUCAAGUAAGCAAUGGUAGCCUUGCCUUUUACCCAGCACAGAUGAAUGUGUUUCCCAGGCCAUCCCAACCGUUCGUCAACAGCCGGGGAUCUGUUAGAGGAUGCACUCGCGGUGGGAGAUUACUAACCAAUACGUAUCGGUCCCCAGGAGCUUAUAAAGGUUUUGAUACUUAUAGAGGACCUCCUUCAGUUUCCAAUGGAAAUUAUAGCCAGCUACAAUUCCAAGCUAGAGAGUAUCCUGGAACACCUUAUUCCCAAAGGGAAAAUUUCCAGCAGUGUUACAAGCGUGGAGGGACAUCUGGUGGUCCUCGGGCAAAUUCAAGAGCAGGGUGGAGCGAUUCCUCUCAGAUGAGCAGCCCAGAGAGAGACAGCGAGACCUUUCCCAGCGGCGACUCUGGACAGGGGGACUCGCGCAGCCUGACGCCCGUGGAGGUGCCCGUGCCCGUGCCCGCGCCCGCGCCCAGCCCCGCGGCCACCAUCCUGCCGGUGCACGUCUACCCGCUGCCGCAGCAGAUGCGCGUGGCCUUCUCCGCGGCCAGGACCUCCAACCUUGCCCCGGGGACCUUAGACCAGCCCAUCGUGUUCGAUCUCCUUCUGAACAACCUGGGGGAGACGUUCGAUCUCCAGCUGGGCAGGUUCACCUGCCCGGUGAACGGCACGUACGUGUUCAUCUUCCACAUGCUGAAGCUGGCCGUGAACGUGCCCCUGUACGUGAACCUCAUGAAGAACGAGGAGGUCCUGGUGUCCGCCUACGCCAACGACGGCGCCCCGGACCACGAGACCGCCAGCAACCACGCCAUUCUCCAGCUCUUCCAGGGAGACCAGAUAUGGCUGCGUUUGCACCGGGGAGCCAUUUAUGGAAGUAGCUGGAAAUACUCCACGUUUUCCGGCUACCUUCUCUAUCAAGAUUGA
Molecule: messenger RNA, 3219 nt
Organism: Pipistrellus nathusii (Nathusius's pipistrelle)
Lineage: Eukaryota; Metazoa; Chordata; Mammalia; Chiroptera; Vespertilionidae
Source: the annotation of a GenBank genome assembly